Molecule: messenger RNA, 2289 nt
Organism: Talaromyces proteolyticus
Lineage: Eukaryota; Fungi; Ascomycota; Eurotiomycetes; Eurotiales; Trichocomaceae
Product: PHD finger domain protein
Exons: 2
Coding region: 1-2289 (762 amino acids)
Source: RefSeq, a predicted model, not a curated record
AUGACCAUGCUGAUCGAUGCUAUGAAUACAUUUAGUUUCAACUACCCGAAUGGCGAACCCCAGACUCCGACGAGGACGCCCACCUCGGGAGCGUUCGGUGAUACUACUUUUCAAACCCCCAAGUUUGAGUCCAGUUUCUACGAUCCCCGGGUGACAUGGGACACCGCAGAUCCGUAUGCGUCGAGUCCAGAAUUGCUCAAGACCCCGCAAAGAUUCGCCUUUGGGACGCCGUCUCACUCGAUGCAACCUCUGGAUGCCUCCUUUGGACAGCACAUAUCACCCAAUGUCACCGCUAAAGGGCCGGUGGACACUGACACUGCCAAGCGCAAGCGGGCUGCGAAGCCAAACACAAAUUUCGUGGAGGAAGGACCGGGCACUGUCAAUUCGACUCGAUCUGCAGCCACUAUACAAACUCCCCCCCCAACAAGCACGUCUCGGAGGAGAGCAGGAGAUCCGGCAGAUGAAGGACAGGGUUUUGUAGAAAGUGCAAAAAGGCUGUCAGCUGCCACUGAAACCCAUUUGGAAACACCAAGCCGAAUCAUCGGUGCUUCACCGCACCUGUUUCCAAACCUAGAAAACUCACCUGAUUUGUUUCGAUUUUCAACCAUUAACCAGUCUACCUCUCCUUUUUUCCCGCAACAGAAGCUCUUUCUGGAUCAAGAUGCCAAUGACUUCUCUCACCUUUCAACAGAUCCAUUUGGCGGUGCAAACAAUGACUUUUCUACCGCAAUUAAUGCAGCAUCCCAUCCUCAGUCACUGGACGUACCGCCACUCCCUACCAUACAUGGAUCAUUGGAUUUGUCCGAAUUUAGCCAUGACCCUAGUUUUGGCAUGGGGACAACCACUCCGGCCGACGCUGCUCUAUUUCCAGCCCCCUUCUCUACUUCCCCUCGCGUAUUAAUUGCGAAGGCAGAUGACCCAAGUCUAUUCCUCAGCUCGCCCGCUCGACGGUUCGGGCCUCCCCAGGCUGUCUCAGAACCAAGGACUGCUCCUCGACCAUCUCGACAGCCUUACCAUCAUCAGACAGAGGAAGCAAAACGAGAGCAACAGCGCCGUACAAGCCAAGUUGACAGCCGACCUCCAUCUGGUUCAUUUUCCGGUGACGAGGGGAAGGAUGACGAUUUCACCCCUCGUGCUCAGGGCUUCAGACCAAGCUUGAACAGAAGCCAUACCACAACUGCGAUUACAUCGCUUUCCUCACACUCCCGUCAACAGAGCCAACUCUCCUUCGCCAGCAGUCACACUUCAUCCAGCGGCGUCAAAAAGGUUCCCCCGAAAGGACGCGUUUCUCCGGUCAAGACAAUGCGGCAACCCUUGCCACGAUCGAAUUCCUCAUGCCUUCCUACUCGUUCACAAUCUUUGAUCUUGAAGAUCGAUAAAGAUGGUAGGGCAAAGACCGAAUUCCAAGCCCCUGGCAGCAACCAGUUCACCGGUCUCACCGAUCCGAUUUCAGAAAUGGACAUUGAUGGGUCUGCCACCGAAAGUGAAAGCGAUUCUGCAGAAUUCUCCGACUACCCUGCUGUACAAAGCACAAAUAAUUCCUUCGCAUUCUCAGGCCUGUCUCUCACAAAACCACAGCUCAGCCGAACCGGCUCGAUCUCCCGACCAAACUCUAAGAGUUCUUAUGCAUCAUCAUCCCUUUCGGGACGUCGUUCACCGUGGGCAGAUUCACGACCUAAACGGCCUCAGUCGGCGAUCAUCCCAUCAGAGUGGACCAACACGCCGAGACGGUUUUCGAUCCCAUCUAAUGCCAAUUUUACCCGAAACUCGGCGUCCACUGAUAGUACUUUGCCAGAUCCUGAUGAGGACUCAGGCGAUGCUCAACAUGCACUCAGACAAGUUCUCCAGGGACGUGGAAGAAACACGGUGGGAAGGUAUGCAGGAGGGCGGAUGCCUGUAUCUCAGUCGAUGAACCAUCUUCCCUCUUCCCCUCCUGGCAUGGGGCGAUUCGACAUUGGCUCUGGCGAUUCCACGACAUCCCCGACUACCCUCACCGAUCCCGAUUUAGGGACCCCGAAUAGCGACAGACGGACCAACCCAGGGAAUGGCACUAGAUGUGUUUGCAAGUCAAUGGAAAACGGCGGUCACUUGAUGAUUCAAUGUGAGUCAUGCAAUCACUGGCUGCAUACCAAAUGUGUCGGCUUGAAUCGAUCCAACCUUCCCCCAGUGUACAUCUGUGUGUACUGUUGCUCUACCCCGAUGCGUGGAGGUCGCAUUCGUGAUCCUUUGGUCGGAACCUCACAUGCUGCCUCCUCACCUCUGGCACGCAAAUCCUUCCGAUACCGAUAA